Messenger RNA from Zingiber officinale, 1066 nucleotides. RefSeq lists its product as uncharacterized. Lineage: Eukaryota; Viridiplantae; Streptophyta; Magnoliopsida; Zingiberales; Zingiberaceae. The transcript is spliced from 5 exons. Bases 95 to 880 code for a protein of 261 amino acids. The record is from RefSeq and is a predicted model, not a curated record.
UAUAAUUGUAAUUAACGCACUCCACAUUCUCUCAUCUCUCUCCCACUUCCCCCGUCCAUCAACACGUCGCUCCUUGUCUCUCCUUCCGUCUGCUAUGGCCGCCACCGAUGCCUGCGAUGACGCCGACUGGGCGAAGGACGCCCUUUGCAAUCCCCAUCUCGCAGCCGCAGUCAUCCUCCACUUUCGUCAGCGGAGCCGGGUUGACCCGGAUGUGGCGGGCGAUGCGAUGCCGUCCACCUCUGCGCCCACGCGGCCUAUGGAGUCUGCGCCCACGCGGCCUAUGGAGUGGGGAAGGAAGAUCAAAAGGUCACGGAUGAUGAAGAUCCCGCGGAUCUUCUCAACUUUGAGAGGAGAAGAGGAGACUGCGGAGGUGGCGGCGGACGAGGAGGAGGAGCAGUUGGAAAAGAAGAAGGGAAAGAGGCGGGCGAGUCCACAGUCGCCGCUCGAGGGGUACAGCAGUGCCUCCGCUAGCGGCGGCGACGAAAGGUCGAGGGCUGCAAGGUCCACUGGCGUCAAGGUGGUGGCGGCCACGAGCUUGUGUGCACCGGAGUCUUCGACGAAUCCAGCCUCGUGCCACGUCCGACGGCCUUCCUCAAAAAAAUUGACGAAAGUGGAACUGCAGGUUGUGCAGGUAUCUCUGCUCGAAGAGAAGGCGAAUCUACUCGAGGAGAUGGAAAACUGGCGAAGAACUUUAGAGCAACUGAGGGCGGAUAAUGACAAGCUACAGUUACUCUUCAAGUUAGCUAAGCAACCUGACACUAUCCAACAAACUGCAGGAGAGCGCCGGCCUGUCAGCCCUCCGUCUUCUUAUCAUCCUCGGAGUAAAGAUUUCAUUCUACUUCCAGACCUCAAUGAACCCUUACAGGAUUGCCGACUCUAACUUGCUCCAGCACUGAGCUGAUAGAUUUUUGACACCAUUAAGAAUUUGCUGCUACGAUUUGAAAGAAUAUGAUAAUUAAAGUCUGCAUAAUGUUUAACAUAAGAUGUCUUCUCUUGAAUGUUUGCUUGCUCUGUACGUUCGAUUGGAUAUUAAUUAUCCCAAACCAUUUGCUUGGCACCCAUUUAA